AUGUUGCCCGAAGAGGAAGAGCAACCCAGUCCAAUCUGAUCCUUGGAGAGAUGGCCAGUUUUGGCCACGCUCUGAACGCCAUUGAUGGGAACGCCAACCCAGACGUGCGGAAGGGCUCCUGCUCCAUGACCCAGCGCGAGACUGACCCCUGGUGGCGGCUAGACCUGCUGGAUGGAUACAGCGUUACUGCUGUGGCCCUGACCAACCCCAAAGCUGGCUCACCCAAGGGGCUCAACGGAGCCCAAAUUUACAUUGGAGAUUCCACCAACCCUGCAGAAAAUACUCUGUGUGCAAACGUGACGUUUGUGCCGCUUGGUGAGACGGUGCGCUUUGACUGCCUGGAGGAGAGGGUGGGCCAGUAUGUGACUGUGAUGCUGCCGGGGGAGGGGCGCUCCCUCAGCUUGUGUGAGGUGCAAGUGUUUGGAAUUCCAGCCUCCACCCAUCAGAACAACAACAAUCAGUCCCACCAGGAAAUCGGGGGCAUUUUCUCAAAAAUUCGCGGUCUGAUUGCCAGAUGGUGGUGAUUUCCAGAAAAUCGUGAUAAAAGUUGCGGAGCUUCUUACUGUGUUGUUGCGAUUUUUGUAACUGUUGCGAUUGUUACAAUGCAUAAAUGGAAAGAACCAUUUAAUAUUUUUGAUAUCAUUUCUUGCGAUUUCAUUUUAAGUCUAAAUCAAAGAUUUAUGGAAUGUGAGACAUUACACCCUUUGUCUGUCCACAUC
Molecule: messenger RNA, 719 nt
Organism: Engraulis encrasicolus (European anchovy)
Lineage: Eukaryota; Metazoa; Chordata; Actinopteri; Clupeiformes; Engraulidae
Product: fucolectin-3-like
Exons: 2
Coding region: 51-524 (157 amino acids)
Source: RefSeq, a predicted model, not a curated record